AGAAUCGGUUCCCUUUUCAAUAAACAAGUGAACAAGAACGAUAGAGCUCUCACUUUCUCUCACUCCAAAGUCUUCCCCACACCCCCUUCCCUUCCCUUCUUCUCUGCAGAUAAAUUUCACAUACUUUUCGCUGAAGGAACCUCCUUCUUCCAUCGCUCAACGGAAUGUGUGAAUUCCCCUUUUCUUUUUUCUAAAAUCCUUCAAUCUUCAUCUUUUUUUUCUCUCAAUCUCAAUUUCAAUCUUACUUACUGAAGCUUCAUGGGUGGUGUUACUUCUUCCAUGGCUGCUAAAUUCGCCUUCUUCCCUCCUAAUCCACCCUCUUACAAGAUUCUUAAAGACCAACCCACUGGUCUUCUUCUCUUGGACCCUUUUCCCCACCGUGAAAAUGUCGAUGUCUGGAAGCUUCCCACGCGUAAAGGCAAUGAGAUCGUUGCUGUUUACAUCCGUUACCCUAUGGCUACUUCCACGCUUCUUUAUUCACAUGGAAAUGCUGCUGAUGUUGGUCAGAUGUAUGAGCUCUUCAUUGAGCUUAGCAUCCAUUUGCGCGUUAAUCUUCUUGGGUACGAUUACUCUGGAUAUGGGCAGUCCACUGGAAAGCCAAGUGAGCACAAUACUUAUGCAGAUAUUGAAGCUGCAUACAAGUGUCUUGAGGAGAAGUAUGGUGCUAAGCAAGAGGAAAUAAUCCUUUAUGGUCAAUCUGUUGGAAGUGGCCCAACUUUGGACCUUGCUGCACGUUUGCCCCGACUACGAGCAGUUGUCCUGCAUAGUCCUAUAUUAUCAGGAUUGAGAGUCAUGUAUCCAGUGAAACGCACAUACUGGUUUGACAUCUAUAAGAACAUUGAUAAAAUACCAUAUGUUAAGUGCCCCGUGUUGGUAAUUCAUGGAACCUCCGACGACGUUGUUGAUUUCUCUCACGGCAAACAGCUUUGGGAGUUGUGUCAAGAGAAAUAUGAACCCUUGUGGCUGAAAGGAGGAAACCAUUGUGAUCUUGAACUCUUCCCAGAAUACAUCAGGCAUCUCAAGAAAUUUGUAACCACCGUUGAGAGAUCGCCUUCGCGAAGGAAUGGUUCAAGGAAAAGCACAGACCGAAUGGAGCAAUCAAGAAGGAGCACAGAUUGUUUUGAGGCCCCACGAAGGAGCACAGACAGGCGAGAGAAGCCUAGGAAAAGCGUUGAUAGACUAGACAAAUCGAGACCGCAAGGAUACAAGUUCAACAACAUCGAGAAGCUAGAGAAACUAAAAAUCUCAAUAGACCAAGUAGAGAGAUCAAGAAGAAGUGUGGAAUUCUAUGAGAAACCAAGAAGAAGCAUCGACCAACAGUUUGAAAAAGCUCGAAAGAGCGUCGAUUGGUUGGAUAGAAUUCGUGCCGGGUAGAUGUAGAGAUUGGAUUGGUGAAGGAAGAGUAGUUCCCUGAUUAGAAAAAAAGAAAAAAGAAAAAAAAAGGCAAGGGGGUGGGUGGUGGGUGGUGGGUGGUAUACAAAGAAGAAAAUGUUGGGGAAGCUACUUCUAAUUAUUGAUUUCUAGAAAAAAUGGGGUGUUGGUUUAGGAAAAUCCAUACUUGGGUUGUGACAUGUUUAUAGUUUGAUACAUGGGGAAUUCAUUACCUUCUACCUUGAUUGUUAAUAGAACAAAAAUCAUUGUUGUUAAAUCUUCCUCAAAAGUCUACCCUCUCUGUUAUCUCUCUCCUCAUGGACUCUUUGAGCUUAAAUGAUUUCCAUUUAAUUUCUUAUGUGUAUUA
Molecule: messenger RNA, 1738 nt
Organism: Cucumis sativus (cucumber)
Lineage: Eukaryota; Viridiplantae; Streptophyta; Magnoliopsida; Cucurbitales; Cucurbitaceae
Product: alpha/beta hydrolase domain-containing protein 17B
Exons: 5
Coding region: 259-1374 (371 amino acids)
Source: RefSeq, a predicted model, not a curated record